AUGAUAUUCGAAGCGUUACCGGGGUACUUCGCUGCAUUCCCCGAUCGCAACACUAAAGAGGUCGACUCAAGUAAAAUAGAUCAUAACAAAUUGGUUAAUCAGGAUUCAUGGAAACAAUUGUACAAUUCAUUGCCAAGUGACACCGACAGAACUCAUUAUAAAUUACUUGUAUUGGCAAGACAUGGCCAGGGUUAUCAUAAUGCUGCCAUUGAAAGAUACGGUCAGAAGGAAUGGGAUAGGUACUGGUCAUUCUUGAAUGGUGACGAACAUGGUAUGUGGCUCGAUUCAAAAUUAACGCCGGUUGGUAAAAAGCAAGUCACUCAAACUGGUUCUGAUUUCUUGGCACCUUUAAUUGAAGAUAUUGGUAUCUUACCUCAAGCUUUCUUUUCUAGUCCCAUGAGAAGGUGUCUAGAAACUUUCUUGGAAUCGUGGAAUCAAGUAUUUGAGAGAGAAAAUAUGAAUAACGACAAUAUUAACGUUAAAGUCAUUGAAAAUAUAAGAGAAACUUUGGGUGAACACCCCUGUGAUUUGAGGGUACCCCAUUCUGAUGCCGUUGGUGAAUAUCAAGAUUUUAAAACUAAUUCAGGCACCAUGGUCCAGUGGAACUAUGAAAUGGGUUAUCCAGAAGAAGAUCAACUUUAUAAACCUGAUCAUAGAGAAACUAUACAAGAAAUGGAUGAACGUCUCCAUGACGGCUUAUCGCAAAUAUUCAAUCAAUUGACUAUCGAUGAUAAAUUCGUUUCAAUUACGUGUCAUGCUGGUGUUAUCCAAAGUAUACUACGUAAUUUAAAACAUCCUGAUGUUAAAAAUUUAAACACUGGUAAAACUGUCUGUGUAGUGGUAAAAGUAAGCGUUAAUAAGAACCCAUUAAUCAACUAA
Kazachstania africana CBS 2517 is the source of this 879-nucleotide messenger RNA. It is a transcript of the gene PMU1, whose product is annotated as putative phosphomutase. The transcript has a single exon. Lineage: Eukaryota; Fungi; Ascomycota; Saccharomycetes; Saccharomycetales; Saccharomycetaceae. The coding region runs from base 1 to 879 and encodes 292 amino acids. Gene Ontology annotation, molecular function: phosphatase activity. Gene Ontology annotation, cellular component: cytoplasm. The record is from RefSeq and is a predicted model, not a curated record.